Penicillium antarcticum is the source of this 3096-nucleotide messenger RNA. Its product is annotated as tubulin gamma complex associated family protein. The transcript is spliced from 2 exons. Gene Ontology annotation, cellular component: gamma-tubulin small complex; equatorial microtubule organizing center; centrosome. Bases 1 to 3096 code for a protein of 1031 amino acids. Gene Ontology annotation, biological process: meiotic cell cycle; spindle assembly; microtubule nucleation. Gene Ontology annotation, molecular function: gamma-tubulin binding; microtubule minus-end binding. The record is from RefSeq and is a predicted model, not a curated record. NCBI's taxonomy places the organism in Eukaryota, Fungi, Ascomycota, Eurotiomycetes, Eurotiales, Aspergillaceae.
AUGUCAGCCGCACCCAGAAACCCUGCCCGCGGACGCCGUCUGGACGACGCCCUCUCACAGCUAGUCGACGGUCUAACCCCCGCGCUCCCCAUCUCCGCCAUCCAAGACACAGACUACUCUGACGAAGAAGAAGCGAUCGCGUCCGCAGAGAACCGUCGGCACCAUGUGCUCAUGGAGCGCGCCUGGCGCAUCCUUGACACCCACCCUAGCACCAAUGCUCCAGACCCCGGGUCACCAGCGGGGCUUGGUGGGCGCCGAGGAAGUAUUGCGGGAACAGAGAGCAUCAACAACGCGCCGGAUUUGAUUAAGCGCAAACUACGCCGGGAGAAUGCCAGUCCUGACAAGGCUGUACGGUUUUCAAAUCUAUAUUCGCGUCUUUUGACGCAGCCUGUGCUCUCGCAGAAAUGGGGUAUCCUCUUUUUGCUCUACAAAUUGUCUGCCUCUGAAGAUCCCGUAGAAGGCGGAGAGAGGAGCCGCAGCCCAUUGAUGGAUGAGGCGCAUCUACAAAAUAUAUUGACAAAGGGCGGUGCACGACCGAGACGGGGCACAAUGAUUGACUCGGAGGACGAGGGACCGGCUAUUAGCUCGUCAGCAUCUCAACAGCGUGUUCCAGUAGCUCCCAAGAUGGAGCGCCAGAGCUCACUUCGACAUGGUGCUGGUCACGAAGUCGAUCGUAACGAAGUUGACCAUGCGGAGAGGCCGGCUGGUCAUGUUGAUACAGGAGCGAACGUCCAUUCCAACAGUGAGCAUCCUCGUCCUCCAUCACCUGCUAGGCCAUCAACAUCUGGUCAGGGUAAACCGCCUGCUCCUGCCCCUACUGAGCAUAAACUUCUACGUGACCUGCCAUUCAACCUACAAGGGUUGUCUUCCUCAAACCUACAGUUCAGUUCGCCCUCAAGCUUGAAACUACCCUCAAAUCUACCUGCACCCAUUGUGUCACUCCUUUACGCAUUGGCAGAACCUUGUUUACUAUACAAAGGACUUUCUGUGUUUGUAGAGAACGAGGAAGGCGGAUUGGUGAAUCAGAGCUUGCGAGCUGCCAUUGCUAUAGAGCUGCGCGCAUAUCUCAGCUUGGUGGCUACGUUAGAGGCGGAAAUUCGACAGGCGCUGGCCGCGAUUGGAGAUGGCACUGAGCCUCAAGGGAUACGAAAGGGCGGCGUCACCCUCAAACGAUGUAUGGUGUGGACGAGAGAUGCGACAAUGGCUCUUCGACUGAUGAGCCUGAUCGUGGAGGAGGCUCAAAGUAAAAAGGGCGGCCAGUUGAUCUCUUUAAUACACGGCUUUUCAACAUCCCAUGGAGAUCCCUUCGUGUGUGCCUUUGCAGAAAAGCUCCUCGCACAUGUUACUCGCCCAUUUUAUGACAUGCUACGACUAUGGAUCUAUGACGGUGAACUAUCAGAUCCAUACAAAGAGUUCUUUGUCAUAGAGCCAGGGUUCAGGCCAAACAGUGACCCACGUCGAAUUGCAACUAGCGUCUGGGAAGACAAGUAUAAGCUUGAUGACGACAUGGUGCCUUCCAUUAUCACCCAAGAAUUUGCAAAGAAGAUUUUCUUGAUUGGCAAGUCGCUAAACUUCAUUCGAUAUGGCUGUGGUGAUUCCGCGUGGGUGGAGGCAUAUUCUACAGAAGCCUCAAAAGAGCUGCGAUAUGGCGACACAGCCACCCUAGAGACAUCUAUCGAUGAGGCUUAUAAGACCACAAUGGCCCGGCUGAUUUCUCUGAUGAAUGGAAAGUUCAACCUCUUUGAUCAUCUUCAGGCACUGAAGCGUUACUUGCUAUUGGGCCAAGGCGAUUUCAUUGCUUUGCUUAUGGAGUCGCUUGCCUCGAACCUGGAUCGUCCAGCAAAUUCUCAAUAUCGACACACCCUUACGGCACAGUUGGAGCAUGCCAUCCGUGCCUCUAAUGCACAAUAUGAUACCCCAGAGGUGCUACGUCGGCUCGAUGCCCGUAUGCUCGAGCUGAGCCACGGUGAAAUUGGAUGGGACUGCUUCACCUUGGAAUACAAGAUCGAUGCCCCGGUGGACGUGGUCAUCACGCCUUGGGCAUCUACUCAAUACUUGAAAGUCUUCAACUUUCUCUGGCGCAUCAAGCGAGUCGAGUUCGCACUAAGCAGCACCUGGCGACGAACAAUGACUGGCGCCCGCGGCGUGCUCGGCAACGUGGACGACAAAGUCGGCGCAGACUGGAAGCGAGCACGAUGCGUGAUCGCAGAAAUGAUCCACUUUGUCAACCAGCUCCAAUACUACAUCUUGUUCGAGGUCAUCGAGUCCAGCUGGGACCAGCUCUUAACCGCCAUCCGCAAACCUGGUUGCACCCUCGACGAUCUGAUUGAAGCACACACUAAAUAUCUCAACUCCAUCACGCACAAGGGCCUACUAGGGUCCGCCUCCACCUCCCGAUAUGGCAACUCAACCUCCACCUCCGCCAAACAACCCGAAGAAAGCUUCCUCAGCCAACUCCACCAAAUCCUCAAAUUCAUGCUUGCCUACAAAGACGCCGUAGAUGGCUUAUACUCCUUCUCCGUUGCAGAAUUUACCCGCCGCCAGGAAAUCAACGCCAAGAUCGAAACUCGCACCGCUCAAGGCCACUGGGGCAUGACGGACCGCGACCUCCUCUCACGUCAAUCCAACAGUCGCCCCGGAACCUCAAUGGCCUCAACUCCAGACAUCAGACCCGACAGCGCAGGAGUCGACGGCGUAAGCACGCCCCUCUCACUAUCGGGCCACGACCUCACAGCCGAUGACAACAUGCUCGCCUCACUCCGCGUCCGUCUCCGCGAACUCUCAGCCGAUUUCCGGUCCCGCCUCAACAUCCUCCUAGGCGAUCUAGCCUACCAGCCAGACGUGGACAUGCGGUUCCUGGGUGUUGUCAUGAAUUUCAACGAUGUCUAUGAACCCAAGCGGCGACGGGCAGCUCCAAGCGCGCGUGACAAGGAGAAGGAGAAGGAACGUGAGCGGGAAAAGGCGAAACGGAGAGCUGCGGCGUCAGCUGCGGCUACGGGGUCUGGGAGCGAGGGUUUCCCGAAGGAAAUGCGUAGGGAGAGGAGGGAUACUGGGGCGAAAGAUCCUGGGAUUGCUGGAAAUGGGAAUGCAGCAUAA